Xylaria bambusicola is the source of this 2574-nucleotide messenger RNA. Its product is annotated as fungal-specific transcription factor domain-containing protein. Gene Ontology annotation, biological process: DNA-templated transcription; positive regulation of transcription from RNA polymerase II promoter by galactose. The transcript is spliced from 3 exons. The record is from RefSeq and is a predicted model, not a curated record. NCBI's taxonomy places the organism in Eukaryota, Fungi, Ascomycota, Sordariomycetes, Xylariales, Xylariaceae. Bases 275 to 2395 code for a protein of 706 amino acids. Gene Ontology annotation, cellular component: nucleus. Gene Ontology annotation, molecular function: DNA-binding transcription factor activity, RNA polymerase II-specific; zinc ion binding; RNA polymerase II cis-regulatory region sequence-specific DNA binding.
CGUAGCCCCGAUCCCUAGUCUUCACGUCGCUAAUAUUGGCUCCGGACAAGCCUGUAAGGAAUGUCGUAGGAGGAAAUCUAAAUGUGAUAGAGCGAUCCCGUAAGCGCACUGCUUGGGUCUCUCAUGUUUCACUCUAACACUGACAACAGAGCUUGCCAGCCAUGCGUCAAAUACCGUAGGCACUGUCUCUACGAGAAGCACUCGCGCACGCCACUUACGCGCAGGUAUCAUCCAUCUACUGCUCCAUGACAAGGUGCUGUGAGAACAUGGACUGAUGUGCCUCAGGCAUCUCACAGAAGUGGAGGAGAAACUCGAGCGCGCGAAACUUGUAAUCGCUCAGCUCCGAGCGCAGGCGUCUGCCUCCCUACCUUUACCACCUGAAAGCACCCAGCCUAUUCAGGGGUUUGGUCCUGAGUUAACUCGGCCGGAACACUUCUCACAGUCUUUUUUGCCCGCUAGUGAGUCUGACCAAAAUCACGUAGGAUCGUUAACUCGACGCCACUCAGGCCGCAGCGAUAUAAAUCGGCCUCCAGCUCAGUCUUGGGACAGCUACAUCUCGCAGGUUGACAGCCCCGACGUCAGAGAAUCGGCAAGCAGCUCACAGGAUGUUCGAGACAUUCUUGAAGCUUCUCCCAAAGAUGAAUUUGAAUGGGAUGAGCAAGAGGCCAUGACCAGCAAUUCUGCUUCGCCUGAUGUGAUAGGCAAUACCAUCGAGGACGGAAAUGAGUCAGCCAUCACUGAUGGUAUGGCAUCUCUGGCGGUUAACGAAAGAGAAUCCGGGUAUCUAGGCGUUGCAUCAGGGGCUGCACUACUCCGAAUAUUUGCGACAACGCCUAGAGUACGUCUCGAUUUCACCACCUCCCGGGCUUCAGGCCAGAUCCGCGAAAGACGCCAUUCUCUAAUAUCGCAGCCGGACACAACUUGCCUAAUCGCCGAUGCAAUGAUUGAUGCGUAUUUCAGCCAAUACCAUUUGAGCUACCCUAUAAUCCAUGAACCUACCUUCCGUGCUCAGUAUUCUGAGGUGAUACCGCGUCCCCACGGCGACUGCUGGUUUAUUUUAGCCUACAUGGUGGCAACUAUCGGUGUUUGGACGACGGCAACGAAUCUCGAAAAUCUUGAUAUCGAACUCUUUGCUCAAGCACGAGCUCUAUUAUCCUUCAAUGUCCUCGAAGUUGGAAAUAUUACACUGGUUCAAGCUUUGACGUUAAUAUCGAAUUAUGAACAGAAGAGAAACAAGCCAAACUCCGGUUACAAUUACAGUGGCUUGGCGAUGCGUGUAGCAAUGGGGUUGGGACUACACAAAGAGUUUCAAAACUGGAACAUCUCGCCUCUUUCAAUGGAGAUCCGGCGCAGAAUCUGGUGGUCUCUCUAUAUCUUUGAGGUCGGAGCGACUAUCACAUUCAGUCGACCUCAUUCAUGGCCACGCGAAGGGGUUGAAACGUCGUUACCUCUGAAUAUCGAUGAUAAAUCUUUGACUGCCCUUUCGAAAGUGUAUCCGAAAGAAGUUGAUGAAAUCACGCCCUACACGGCUCUAAUCACACAAGCAAAGUUCCAUACGGCCACAACUCCCAUAUAUUGCCGUGUCAUUUCCAAACCUCCCCCCUCCGCUAAUGAACUUCUCAGUAUGGAAAGCAGGCUUAUCGAGCCAUGGUUGAGAAGCCUGUCUCAAUACUUUUCUGAAGACACCGAGACUUCUCAGAGGUAUCGUCACGCCAAUUUAGUCAUGAAGUGGAGGUUACGGAACUUCCGAAUCAUCAUGUACCGGCCUUUCGUCAUCCGGAAGGCUCUUAACGCCCGCGAUCAUCGCUAUCCUGAGUCGCCAGAUGACCUGAGAGCGUAUGAUAUAUGCCUGAAUCAAGCCAGAGAGACAAUUACUAGCAUCAGCACCCAUGUCGCUGCGACAAAGUGUAAUCGCUUAGAGGCGUGGUAUACACUUUAUUUCCUUUUCCAAGCUGCCCUAAUACCAUGUAUUUGCCUCCGAAGUGACCCCGGCUCAUCUGCUGCCGAUGAUUGGAAAGAGCAAAUCGUUUCGGCAUGCAAAUCGAUCGCAGCUCUAGCUUCACUAAACUCAAGCUCAGCACGGUGCUGCCAAGCUAUAGCAGAACUUUGUGGCCAAUUUGUCGACAUUUCUCAUCUGUAUCGCCAAAAUACCUGUCCAUCAGAUCAGAGUCUAUACGAUGAAUCUAACCAACCCGAGCCGGCCACAGGACAACAUAUUAUGCCAAACUCGUCACAUCCUGUUGGCGAAAGCUCUCAAGGCAGACCAGAUGAACAUUUGCCUUUGUUCUGGCCUGGCACUGGUUCAUUCAACACAGCAGACGUGUUCAUGGAGGACGAGGCUUGGACUAAUCUUCUGCGGAGUACUGCAGAUGAAUGGUGGCCUGAUGGCUCAUGAAUGAGAUUCCAUGCAGUGAAACACUACAGCUAUGGCGAUAGGCAGAACUUUCUUAUCAACAAACUUGCUGAACAGUGCCACAUCAAGGGGUGAACACCAACUAUAACUUAAUCUCGUCUGGGCCCUUAAGGCAGGGUGUAUCCGCCAUCGAUAACCAUAUUAGCUCCUGUCUUUUGCGU